Molecule: messenger RNA, 1863 nt
Organism: Scomber japonicus (chub mackerel)
Lineage: Eukaryota; Metazoa; Chordata; Actinopteri; Scombriformes; Scombridae
Gene: ccdc120b
Product: coiled-coil domain containing 120b
Exons: 9
Coding region: 19-1863 (614 amino acids)
Source: RefSeq, a predicted model, not a curated record
UCCCCAGAAUUACAUCACAUGGAGGUCAAAGGACAUGUGAUCACAUCCAUGGGUUUGGGGGCUCCAGAUGUUCAAGGCUGCCAGGACAGCAAGCUGCAGGCUGAGAGGGUCGCAGCUCUGCAGGAGAGGAAGCAGGCCCUGGAGGCUCUCCUCAACAGCAGAGUGGGAGAGCUCAAACAAGUCUGUUUGCAGGAAGCAGAGCUGACUGGGAAGUUGCCACGUGCUUUCCCCCUGGAGACGGGGGAGAAACCACCGGUGGUGCAGCGCAGAGCUGGCCUGUCGCCCAAUAGCAAGGCAGAGGAUGAAGCUGCCCAAAGAAAGCAGAUGAAAGCCAUCUUCACUGGUGCUUUGUACAGACAUGUGGAAUCAGACCGAAAUGUCCCAAAUAGCAAGAGGACAGUUCAUCGGGGUUGUCAUACAGAGGACACUGUCAUGUCUGAGAGUACAAGCUCCAUGUCAGAUUCAACGUCCCAUGAUAAUGAGUCCUCUCCCAGUGUGGCUGCUGACCAGCGCUCUCUGUCGCAGCCCCGGCUCACUGUGGGCAGUCCUGACCACAGAAUCAGCAGGAAGCUGUCUCCAGUUGAGAUUUACUAUGAGAUGAGAACACGUCGCAACUCUGUCACAAGCUCUGUUAGCCCAACCCACUCUUUACCAAGAAGUGCAUCUAACGUUGAAGGGAGAAGUGUUCCAGCUACUCCUCUGUUGGCCCGAACUGCUCCGAUCAGCGUUCAUGUCAGGUCGGAUGCGUCUGGGGGUAAUGGGUUGAAGCAGUGGUCUGGCAGCCUGGAUGUGCCAUAUAUGAUUCCACUGGCCCAGGAGGGCUCCUCCUCUGACCGCCGAAGCUGCCCUUACAGCUCAAGGGCCAGACGCAGUAACAGCUCCGAGGCCCUGCUGGAUAGAUCGAGCCUCCCUGACGAUCCAGCGUCCAGAAAUGGUAUGCCCCCCAGAGGAGGGCCCUACAAGAGCUCAGAGACACUGACUGACGGCAAGCUUCGACACAUUCACCUGGGCAGCCCUGAGAGACAUGUGGACAGCUCUGUGGAACAGGCCAAGCUGCGCCUGUCCAUGGGAGGCAGGGGGGCUGGAGGGGGCUACAACGAGCUACUGAUGGACUAUAUCUGGGGCAAACAGCAGAGGAUGCAAGUGCAGCACCACUUGUACCAGUCCACAGGCAGGAUCUGGCAGGACCUGCCCUCCCCGCGCUCCUCUACUGCAGCGGUGCCUCCCCAUGCCAACGGCUUUUCCCAUUCCCAAGUGCACCUACCCAGCGCUGCACCUCCUUACAGCCCCAUGGUCCUCCGAGGGUCCCAAGCUGAACUGCGCAGGGUCAAAGUCACUAGAACCAAAUCUUGUGGGCCCUUUAUUCCUUUGCAGCAACAUCCCCAGGAUGCCAUCCUGCUGUCCGCAUAUGAAUCUCCCCUUCCUGCCUCCGGCACCACCACAUCCUCCAUCCCCAACCUGCACCCUUACCAGACUGAGCUGUCUGGCACCUCCUUCGGCCGCAGACCCCCACAGUUCUCUCUUCCAACCCCAGAGGACUCGACGCGAAGCCUGCAUAAAGCCCUGGCUCUGGAGGGCUUGAGGGACUGGUACCUGAGGAACGCCCUCGGCUAUCCUCCUGCUGCCCCAAAGGGCCAUGAAGCAGGCAUCUCUCGCCUCUCACACCCCCACCCACUUGCCCCGUCUGUUCAAGGUGAAUCAGCCAACCUCCACAGGUCUCAGAUACCCCAGUCAGCCAGCUUCCACGGUCACCCGCUGCAUGGAAGGUCGAUGGAGUUCUCUCUCUAUCAGGAGACUCCUCAUCCACAGACGCAAGAGGCGACCCCAAAGGAGCCCACUGCAGACCCAGGCACGCUCGUCUGA